Messenger RNA from Anoplopoma fimbria (sablefish), 1242 nucleotides. Its product is annotated as cornifelin homolog B-like. Bases 77 to 478 code for a protein of 133 amino acids. The transcript has 3 exons. The record is from RefSeq and is a predicted model, not a curated record. NCBI's taxonomy places the organism in Eukaryota, Metazoa, Chordata, Actinopteri, Perciformes, Anoplopomatidae.
UCUUCUGUGGUGUUAUCUCUUCAGCUGAAGUCAGUGAUCCGUACUGAUUGUGAAUGAUGAAGAUGAAGAUGUGUUGAUGUGUUUCAGAGGACUGAGGAUGAGUCUGGUGGUCUGGGAUCAGCCUCAGGCUCUGGGUGUUUACUGUGAGGAGGACGAGUGGACGUCUGGGAUCUGUGACUGCUGCCUCGACAUGAAAGACUGCUGUCUGGCGUUCUGGUGCUGUCCCUGCUUUGCCUGUAGGACCAGUAGACGGUUGGGUCAGUGUCUCUGUCUCCCUUUGCUGGACGUCUGCGGCUGCGUCCGUCCAAUCACCAUGUCCAUGAGAGUCUCCAUCCGCCAACGCUACGGCAUCAGAGGCAGUCUGUGCAGAGACUGUUUGUGCUCGUCCUUCUGUCCUUCCUGUGUUUGGUGUCAGAUCACCAGAGAGAUAAAGGACAGGCAACUUCCCACCACACUGGGUGACAUCAUCCACCGCUGAUGACAUCAUCCACCGCUGAUGACAUCAUCCACCGCUGAUGACAUCAUCGCUGUGACUGAGGUCUCAUUGGUUGUGACUGACACCAGCAAUCAAUGAUGUCAUGUGUUAUGAGUAUGAAGUUGAAUAUUGUUCACAUGUUUACUGAACGUCUAAAUUUUAUUAAUUUUCUGAUUUAAACUAACUGUAUUUUUAUUUGUUUAUCACAUUCUUGUUUGUUUUUAUACUUUUUCAUUUAUUUAAAUUGAUGUAAAUGAUUUGUACUUCUUGUCCCAUCACAUUGUACUAAUGUUAUAUUUCUGUACUAACUAAAUACUUAAUGUCACUUUUUACUGAAUAGAAUAUUAUAUUAUAAUUCUAGAAAUCACUUUAUUUACUGAGACACUUUUCUUUUACUAAAAAACAACAGAAACCAAAAAUAAUAAUAAAGGAAGAAGGAAUAUAGAUAAUAUAUGUUAAGAUGAGGCAGACUGUGAAUCUGAAUUUUAUAUUUUACGACUUUUAUAACAGAAACAACAGAAACAAAAGAACACAUUAAAUAUAUCUAAAACUAGACUAUUUACUGUUUGGAUGUUUUACCUGGUCCUGAUCCAGUCUCAGGUUAGUCCUGAUCCUCUACAGACCUCCAUCAGUAACCAGACCGUCAGAGAGAAGAUCGUCUGUUUCUAUAAAGUUAUUCUUAAAGCUCGUCAUUUCUAUCUGUUCAUUAUACGCAAUGUUGUGUAACUAUUAUUUCGUUUUAUUACAGUUUUAAAUGUAUUGAGGUU